Messenger RNA from Vitis riparia (riverbank grape), 637 nucleotides. RefSeq lists its product as uncharacterized. The record is from RefSeq and is a predicted model, not a curated record. The coding region runs from base 118 to 564 and encodes 148 amino acids. Lineage: Eukaryota; Viridiplantae; Streptophyta; Magnoliopsida; Vitales; Vitaceae. The transcript has a single exon.
GAAACGGAGGAACCGGCGUCGCUUAAACAAAUGACGGGAGAGGUCGCGGCUCAUCUUUUAGCUCAACUGUGAGAGGGGAGAGAGACAGAGGAAGAGAGGAAGAGAGGAAGGAGAAGCAUGUGGACCGCGUCCUCGAUCUCAUGGAGGUCAUUUUCAGUCAUCCCCAUCUCCAAUUUUCCCCAAACUGUCGCGGUUCACUCGAAUCAACGACGGCACCUCUCAGCGCAGCCUCAAGAUGACGCCUCAUCUAGCGCCGGAGAUACCACCUUCUUCAAAUCCAAUCUCAACCUGAAAGAAAUUGGAGAUGGAAGACAGCUGAGAGGGUCAGAUGUGUUGUGGGCUUUGCAGAGAGCCGCCGCUCAGAAGAAGAAGAGAAUCAGUGGGAGUGGAAACAAGAAAAAGAAGAAGAGAGAGUCAUCCUCUGUGGGCGGCAACAGGGGAGGCUCAGCGGAGGAUUCCUUGGAUUAUAGCAAUAGCAAUUUGAAGCCCUUGUGCAUAAAGGGCGAUUGGGGAAGCAGGUUGGAUGACUUGGAAAGGCGUCUUCAGGAGCUCUCAGAUACUUGAAUUGAACCCAAUUUCAUUGUUUUUGUCCAAUACUUACUUUCUAUUGGGAAUAUAAAUUUUCUUUCAAAUACAA